AAAGACAAAGACCACCAAAAAUGACUUCUUAAAAAAAGAGCAAGUUUUAAAAAUCAUAUUCGUGUUUUUACGAAAUACUAUUUGUUCCUCGAGCUUUACGGUUUCGUUUCUUUUGUUGUGUUAUUAUUUCUUAUUCUUUACAUAAGUAGCAACUGAGAGAGAGAGAGAGAGAGAGAUUUGUAUUAUUUACGGUCUAAUUUAUACAAUAAAUAUUAAUAUAUUCGUAUAUUUUUAUUUUCAUCCUCGGAAACAGUAUCUUCCACCUGCACAUUGUGCAAUGGAGAAUCUUCAUCUCAUAGGAGCCACCGCUUUUUCGCGAGUGUAUGCGUGCGCGACUGUAUUCAAUUUGUUUGAUCGAUCAAUCGCGUGCGGCAAGUGCGCUUCCUCUCCGACGAGACUCCUUUCCAAGCGUGUGGACAUUGAUCGCGCGCGUUCGUCGAAAAUUACAGUUAGCGAAAGGUACUUCGAUCGGAAAAGCAUGGCCACUGAGCGGAAUGGAUCGAAGAGUUUGGUGCAGAGAGCUGUCAUUACGACGGAUCCGCAGGAAGCUAUCGUGGAGUAUUUCGUGUCCAAGCAGGAGCAACGUAAAAUCAAAAGAUACCCAGAAUGGGAUAAAGCGAGGGUGUGUCCGGCGACGGAGGUGAUCAGGGCUCGCCGAGAGUUGGCUCAGAUCGACGAGGUAUUGAGGGAAAAAUGGACGGAACAGCAGACCAAACGCAAGGAUAUGGACGAGCACUGGAAGGAGGCGAGGAAUCAGGCACUGCUGUUACGGCAGUCUUUCGUGAAGUUUGAUCAACUCGUGCGGGAGAAUGUCGAGAAGCGCGAGCGAGCGGAGCAAAAGAUCAAGGAGGAUCACGAACGGCAGGAGAAAUUCAAGCGAGAAGCCGAUGAACUCGAGCAGAAAUUAAGUCACAUGAGAGGGGUGCUGGACCAGAUGAAAAACUACACAGACAUAUACAAGAAGUAUCAGAAUUAUCUGGAGCGUGUGGUGAACGAGACGGGCGAAUUUCAGUCGAUCAAUGAUAUUUUUAAUCGUUAUGAAACUCUGGUCGAGGCCAGACAGGCGUUGUCCGACCACCAGGACAGGAAUCUUCAGAUGCUGGAGGACAAAGGCACAGAGAUAUACCACCUGACGGAAGUGAAAUCGCAGAUGUUGAUGGAGCUCGACAACAAAUUGGCGCAGUUGCAAACAGGAUACAACCGUGCGAAGGCGCAAGCACUCAGGUGGGAGGCGAUAGUCUCGAAAAUCAAGGAAAUCGCCGCCGUCAAGAGCUUGGAGCUUACGCAAGUGAAGGCAUGCUGCUGGAACAUCUAUCAGCAGAUUUGCAAGAGGAAAGAGAUUCCCGUCAAGGUGAGCAGCGAGGACGUCGAGCAGCAGCUGAUUCAAAUCAAGCGAACCAUCCUCGAACUGAGGCGGAUCAUCAAGGUCGCCAAGAGGAAAGCGCGCGAAGAGAGAGAUUCGUCGUAUCGCGACUAAGAUGACCGCUCGCUGUUGUUGUUAUUCUUCGCGGCCGAUCGGUGAUCGGUCAAGAUGGCCGUGAACGAAGAAAGAGAUUUCACCUUAUCACGAGAAGGACAAACCAAGUAUUUCUUUGAAGGCGAAAAGAAGAGAGAA
This is a messenger RNA of Harpegnathos saltator (Jerdon's jumping ant), 1615 nucleotides long. RefSeq names its product coiled-coil domain-containing protein 42 homolog. Lineage: Eukaryota; Metazoa; Arthropoda; Insecta; Hymenoptera; Formicidae. The transcript has 4 exons. The coding region runs from base 278 to 1477 and encodes 399 amino acids. The record is from RefSeq and is a predicted model, not a curated record.